UGACAGGCGGAGGAGGAGGUGGUCAUAGCCGGGGAGAAUCUCCUGCCUGUGUCUUCUCUGCUACUGCUGCUGCGGGGAUCCUCCUCAUCACUGAUCCAAAUCAUAUCAGCAGCUCGUGCUCCUAAUUCAGGGUGUUGUGAUUAGCCCCCCCAUCCAUCCCCGCCCCCCACUCUCCUCUCUUUUCUCCCCCGAGUUCACAAACACAAUUUGCUGCUAGCCUGGGGAACUUACAGACCAAAUCCAACAACAUCACCAACAGCAUGCCCAACAGCAACAAGAAGAAAAGGCCCUGGGAAGAGGAGAAAGAGCGACUGUUUAAAAUGUCACAAGAAGAGAGGCGCCAAGAGCUUCUCAGAGAUUACAUUCCACUGAAUGAUAUUCCAACAUGGCUGAACCAAUAUGGAGACACACCAGCAGAAGAUGACAAUCAAAAAAUAGACAGCUUGUGUGACAAAGUGUCGCUCUACAAAGGAGACGUUACCCAACUUGAAGUAGACGCAAUCGUCAAUGCUGCAAACUCGAGUCUUCUUGGAGGAGGUGGAGUGGAUGGGUGUAUACACAGAGCAUCAGGGCCUUAUCUUAUGGCUGAAUGUCGUACAUUGGGAGGCUGCCCUACGGGACAAGCUAAAAUUACCUGCGGGUAUCAAUUGCCAGCAAAAUAUGUUAUUCACACUGUGGGGCCUAUUGCAAGAGGACAAUUAAAUGACAGCCAUAAAAAGGACCUUGAAAGAUGUUAUAAGUCUUCGCUUGCACUGGCAAAAGAGUACAAGAUCAGAUCAAUAGCUUUUCCCUGCAUUUCUACAGGAAUUUAUGGAUUUCCAAAUGAGCCAGCAGCUUGCAUAGCCUUGAACACAGCCAAAGAAUGGUUGACGGAAAAUCAAGAUGAGAUAGACCGCAUAAUAUUCUGUGUAUUUUUGGAGAUUGAUGACAAAAUCUACAGAAAGAAAUUGGCAGAGUUUUUCCCUAAAGAAGUGGAAGAAAAAAAUAUACAUUCACCUCCUUCAAAGAAAAGUAAAGCCAAGAAAGAUGAGUCUACUAAUAUAGAUGAUCCAGAUGAAAUUAAGGAAAAUGCUGAUGAACCAGAUGAUGCAAAUAAAAUGAAAGAACUCGGCCAUGAAUCAGAUAUCUCAGAUGACAUGACAGAACCUAGCCAAGAACAAGAAAGCAGUAUGACAGGAGCUGUCUUACAAUCAGCAGGAGGGUCAGAGGACACUGAGAAACCUCAUCAGCAUGCAGUGGAAGAUUCAGAUGGAAGUUCUAUGAAAAAUGUUGGCAUAGAUCAAGAACAAUCUCAGGCAUCAGAUUUCGCAGAUGACAGUAUGAACGAACCAUCUCAAGAAGUAGAAGUAGAAAUAGAAGAGAAGAACAAGCAAGAGGAAACCGAACCCAGCCAAGAAAUGAGCAUUGACUCACAAUCGCAAAGCGUAAUCAUGGAUUCACAAGAACUACUAUCUCCCAACCCUCUAGCAGACGAACCUAUAGAGUCAAACUCUGAGUCACAAGUAAUGGAGCAGAGCAAUGAUACAUGCAAGCCAGUACAAUCGGACAUCCAAGAUGGUGAUAUUGCUGAUGAAAGAGAUGGUGAUGAAAAAUGAAGCAAUGAAGUUGAACAAGUGUGACACUCUUCCAGUAGUAGCAGAUGAGACCGCACUUGGAGCGUUACUCUUAGGGCUUGCAGGCUGUGUGAUUUAGGGGUUUAUCUGAUUUGAUUCUUCUUCUUAUGAGUUGAAAAGGGUUUUGGUGAAAUACUUUAAAUUUUGGAAUUGCAUUUAGUAACUUCUAUUUUUGUUGAAAAUGCUAAACAUAGCUUCAGGCUACAUUUCUUUUCUUUCCUUUGCUAAUGAUCUUUCACAAAUUCAAAGUUGAUAAUAAUGAAUACUUUAGUUUACAUGCAUAAUAUAUUAAUUGAGUUUUGAAAUUCAAUUUGUAAUUUGGCUUGGCCACUUGUUAUCCCAUAACAUGAUUUCACAGAGGCCUCCCGUUCUAUAAAACACUGAAUGUGUGUAUAUGGACAAGCCUCAAAAUGUUUAUGUAUGUAAUUAGAACCUUUCUUUAAGUUUGAAAAUGAAAAUGAAUAAAAGCUCAUUAAAUCUGUAA
Molecule: messenger RNA, 2097 nt
Organism: Rana temporaria (common frog)
Lineage: Eukaryota; Metazoa; Chordata; Amphibia; Anura; Ranidae
Gene: MACROD2
Product: mono-ADP ribosylhydrolase 2
Exons: 21
Coding region: 261-1595 (444 amino acids)
Biological process (GO): purine nucleoside metabolic process; peptidyl-glutamate ADP-deribosylation; DNA damage response
Cellular component (GO): nucleoplasm
Molecular function (GO): ADP-ribosylglutamate-[protein] hydrolase activity
Source: RefSeq, a predicted model, not a curated record